Messenger RNA from Meloidogyne enterolobii, 267 nucleotides. Lineage: Eukaryota; Metazoa; Nematoda; Chromadorea; Rhabditida; Meloidogynidae. The record is from the annotation of a GenBank genome assembly.
AUGUUAAACAUCAGAAAAAUUUAUUUCAGAACCCUACAAAGCACUUGCCAUUUACUUAUUGCCUAUUGUUCUUUAUGUACGAUUCUUCUUCUCUCAGCAGAGUUUAUUCCCUUAAUUGUUGUUUUAGCUUCAUCAUUAGGAUCUAUUUCAAUGUUAACAUGUUUCUUUAUUCAUUUAUUGCCAGCCUAUGGUAUUUGUAGUGUCACCAGUUUGAUUUCUUGUAUUGGGUUGGAUAGAGCUUUGAGUGUUUUCUUUCCCUUUUGGUAA